Molecule: messenger RNA, 2640 nt
Organism: Phanerochaete carnosa HHB-10118-sp
Lineage: Eukaryota; Fungi; Basidiomycota; Agaricomycetes; Polyporales; Phanerochaetaceae
Exons: 2
Coding region: 4-2379 (791 amino acids)
Biological process (GO): intracellular signal transduction; protein phosphorylation
Molecular function (GO): protein serine/threonine kinase activity; ATP binding
Source: RefSeq, a predicted model, not a curated record
ACGAUGGUCACUACAGCACAGUCCUCAAGCUCACCACAACCACCACAAGUCGGUACUCUCAUUGACAACGGCGUGCUGGAACUCGUCGAAGUCUUGGGAUACGGCGGCUAUGGCAUCGUCUACCGCGCAGUUGACACCUAUUCCUCAAAUCCCACCUCGUACGCAGUCAAAUGCCUUCCUCACUCAACGAAACGAAACGCAGCCCGCCAGCGGCAGCUGCACAUUCGCGAAAUUACCCUUCACCAGCUCGCUUCGGCACAUCCCGGUGUUGUGACCCUCCAUCGCGUUAUCGAAGACUCGCAUUUCACCUGGAUCGUCAUGGACUACUGUCCGGACGGUGAUCUCUUUACUCAGAUUCUCCAUAAUCGUAGAUAUCUUGGCAACAAUGAGCUCAUCAAGAAUGUGUUCCUUCAGCUGCUCGAUGCAGUCGAAUAUUGCCACUCGCUCAAUAUCUACCACCGCGACUUGAAGCCGGAGAACAUUCUCUGCUUCGAUGACGGUCUACGCCUCGCCAUCACGGACUUUGGUCUGGCUACCACAGAACGAAUGAGCACCGAGUUUCGCACGGGCAGUGUGUAUCACAUGAGUCCAGAAUGCCAGGGUGGGGAGUAUGCUCCUACGCGGAGUUACUCGCCGUUAUUCAACGACAUCUGGUCGCUCGGCAUCAUCUUGCUCAACCUCAUCACGGGGCGUAACCCAUGGAAGUCCGCGUCAGCGGAUGAUUGCACGUUCCAAGCGUACCUCAAGGACCCCGUCCGCUUCCUUCCGACCGUCCUUCCGAUCUCUGACGAGGUUAACGCGCUCCUCGUGCGCACGCUUGAGGUCGACUGGCGUCAUCGCAUCACGCUGCGCGAGAUGCGUCAGGCGGUUAAAGGUAUCCGCAACUUCUACUCGGAGGACGUUCUCUUUGAAGACAGCAUGGCGCGGUGCCCUUGGGAGGCCGGUGUCAACUGCGAGGAAGAGGACGACAGCGCGUCCACCGAGCCUGAGCCCGUGCAAGAGGCCAUCCCGGAGCCUCAGCCUGAAAUCGCGCAGGAGGAGUUUCCCAUCACUCCCGCUACCGACAAUGCAGAGUGGGGUGUCGACGGUGACUCAGAGAUGGUCUUCGCGACCCAACCCUCAGCGCAUUACUCUUGGGACGAUUAUGCGUCGUUCGAGAAGGCUAGCGCUGCACGCGAUUCUGGUCGCUCUAUGUCCCCCUCUCCUUCCCUGUCCCCGCGACGUCGGUUUGCCGACUCCAGGACACCCAGUGGACCAUCUCUGUACUCUUUGGUGUCGUCUUCACCCUCAAUACCAUCUCCACCUCUGACGCCCGGUCCCGAGGAAGAGAGCUUCGCGGACGCGCAACGCAGGCCGGUGCAUCUCACGCUCGAUAUCAACGGCCUUCAUCCGGAUUACUAUGCGGCCAACAUGGACAUGCUCUCCGCACACUCGUCGAUAAUGCAGACGGCUCGCGACUCGGCGCACUUCGAUCUCGACAAUCCUUACGCGGCGUUCUACUACGCCGAGUCGGAGAAGAUGAUCACGUCGCCGACGGACGUUGCGAUGACACCCACCGAGUACGAGUUCGACGACGACGACAUGGACGCUCUCUCCGCGUACGACUACCCGACUGCCGAUACUUACAACCCGCUCGGUGUAGCCGAUCAGACGAACGCUCGUCCAGAGUCGCCCUGUCUGGGUCUCGACCUUUUUCCCGCAUCCCCGGCCGCCGUCGAUGCCACAUUCGACGACGCGUCGGCUCUCAAUUGGAGUACAGUCCCCUCGAACCCGUCGUCGCCCGCGCAGACUCCUGCCUAUUCCUUUCUCACCUUCACCACCACUACCUCCCCCGCCCCAAGCGAGGUCCCGUCCUUUUCUUUCGGGGAGUCCACUCCCAAUGCUUCGAAUUCAGACAAGCUGGGAACAACGCUCGGUUCGUCGUUCCUCGUUCACCCCGCCGCUCAGUCGACGCCGGCCAGCUCGCAGGCGCGCUCCCGUUCUCGCUCCCGUUCACGAUCGCACAAGUCUCGACUCCUCAACCCCGUCCGUUUGGCAUUCACCCGACGAUCCCGCUCGCCUUCCCCAUCCGCAUGCCUCGGUCCCGCCGACCGGCAGGUCGAGCACGGUGGUAGUGCGUCAGCUCAGCAGCAGCAGUUUGUCACGCACUGGACGCUCUCGAAGUCCGUAUCACCGGAUCACCCACCGUCGCUCGCCUGUUUUGCGUCACCUGCGCCUUCUCCUCCGCAGUCUUCUCCGGCUGGCGCAGGCGCCAGUACAGGUGUGCAGGAGAAGGACGCGCUUGGCAUGAGGCGGCGCAACACGAAACGCAGGCUCCGGUCGGCGAAAGACUGGUUCUCGCCGGGUAGACUGUUUGCCGCAGUCAUGCCGUCGCCGUAGAGCUCUUUGUAUUUUGUUCGGCCUUUUUUCCUCGGAACUCUGAAAAUCGGGGCGCCCUUGCAUUGUUCCGUUCAUAGCACGCAUCUAUCUACAUUUGCAUCGCACACGCACUUCUAUCUUAUUCUUUGCAUUCACCACACGCACCGUAUCUUUAUUCUUCACUGUGUACUGUUGUUGUAUCAGUAUACUGCCACUAGUAGAACGCUGCCGUUUUGUACACUACUAUGAGCCACAUGCCACAAUAUGCACACUAUGCCCAAC